Arachis duranensis is the source of this 2418-nucleotide messenger RNA. RefSeq lists its product as uncharacterized. Bases 1 to 2418 code for a protein of 805 amino acids. The transcript has 3 exons. NCBI's taxonomy places the organism in Eukaryota, Viridiplantae, Streptophyta, Magnoliopsida, Fabales, Fabaceae. The record is from RefSeq and is a predicted model, not a curated record.
AUGGUUUUUGCUUUCCCUUUCUCUCUUGAAGCGCAAGCAAAGACAUGGUUUUAUUCGCUACCGGAUGAGAUUGCUACCAAUUGGGAUUUCUUGAGAAGAGAGUUUCUAGAUAAAUUCUUCCCACCAGAGAAGAUCGACUACAUCCGGAAGGAGAUUUCGGGUAUAAUACAAGGAGACCAAGAGAGUUUGUAUGAGUAUUGGUCUCGGUUCAAGAGGCUAUUAGAAUAUUGUCCACACCAUAGAAUGAACACUCACUUGCUCAUUAGCUACUUCACCGGAGGUCUUUGUGUGAAAGAUAGAAGAUUGCUCACCGCUUCUAGCGGUGGUUCCCUUUCGAAAAACAAGACGGAGGGAGAAACUUGGAGUUUGAUAAAGGAUGUUGCCGAAGCUACACAACAUACAAGGGUGAGAAGUAAUCCUUUCAAGGGUGUGGUAGAACCCUCCCCUUCCGAAUCAAGCCUAAUCAAAGCACUUGGGGAUAUGACCACCAUCCUCACGCAAAUACAAAAGGAUCAAAAGGAAUUCUACUCCAUCCAAGCCGUCCAAGCUCCAUUUCCAGUUGCUCAACUUGAAGGCCCUCCUAGGAUUUAUGGGUGGAGGGAUAAUGCACAAGGGAGCAAUCAAAACCAAAGAUGGAACAACUCUCCUUCUCAUCACAACAACAACCAAUCUUCAUCUCAACACCACCACAACAACAACAACUACCAAGCCAACCAAAAUUAUCACAACCAAAACCAAAAUAACUACACCAAGUACCAAGUACCACACCAUAAACAACAAUCUAACCAAACCUCUCCAUCUCCCACCAAUCAAGUUGAUGAGCUUAGAGCCACUGUGGAUAAAUGGGAUGAGGGCUGUAAGGCUCAAUUCGAGGCCAUGAGUUCUCAAUUGGCCAAUUUCACCGACAUGAUUUUGAAGAUGUCCAUGUCCUCCUCCAACAAUACCAACCAACCCUCAAGUUCUUCCAACCUUCCAUCCCAACCCCAACCAAACCCAAAGGGCGGUCUCAACGCCAUCACCCUACGGUCGGGAACUACAUUAGAGGAGAUACCUCCAAGGGUCUUGGAGGACAUUCAUGAGGAAGAAGUGAUUGUUGAAGCUCCAUAUGAAAAGGGGGAGGUAGACAAGAGGCAUGAGGAAGAAGGAGUAAACCUCAAGAAACCCAAGAGGAAAGCUCUAGUGGAUGAGUCCAUCCUUAUUCCAUUCCCUUCCAUGGUGAAGAAAGCAAAGAAGACACCGAAAUUUGAUUUGAACAUGCUUCAAGUGUUCAAGAAGGUUGAGGUAACCAUACCACUUCUUGAUGCUAUUCAACAAAUUCCAAAGUAUGCAAAAUUCUUGAAAGACUUAUGUACACACAAGGAUAGGAUAGGAGAUUUGGAGACAUUAUCCUUGGGUAGUUCAAUUUCUUCCUUGAUGGAACCUAUUCCAAAGAAAUGUGGUGACCCUGGGCCUUGUUUGGUGUCUUAUUGUAUUGGUGGACACACUUUUCAUGAUUGUAUGUGUGAUCUUGGAGCUUAUGUAAGCAUCAUGCCGCUUUCUACCUUUGUGCGGUUGAAUUUAGCUCCAUUAAAGAAGUCGGCGGCAAGGUUUACCUUGGCCGAUAAAAGUGUGAUCACGGUAACAGGAAUAGCCGAAGAUAUACUUGUGGCGAUCAAGGAUUUGAUCUUUCCAGUUGAGUUUUACAUCCUUGAAAUGCCUCCAACAGAAAAUAGAAGCUCAUCCUCCGUUCUACUUGGUAGACCCUUCCUUAAGACCUCUAAAUUCAAGUUAGAUGCCUUCACCGGCACAUAUUCCUUUGAGGUUGGAGACAAGACUAUCAAGUUCAAUUUAGAAGAAGCCAUGAAGCAUCCUUCCGAAGAGCAUUUCGUUCUUCGAUGUGAUGUAAUUGAUGAAGUGGUAGUGAAAGUGCAAGAAGAAGACCAUAACAAGUUGUGCUACCACAUUGUUGAAGAGACGGAUGACCAAGAGGGUGAACAUGAGAAAGUUGUUGAGAAUGAACUCCGUGAGCUUGACGAAAAGGAACCUCAGCUUGAGGCAAGGAGUGAAUUGAAGCCUCUCCCAUCUCAUUUGAAGUAUGCUUUCUUAGAGGACAACCAAAAGUUUUCGGUCAUUAUUGCUAGUGAGCUUUCUAGUGAAGAAGAAGAAAAGCUCCUAGAUGUUCUCAGAAAGUACAAGAAGGCAAUUGGUUGGAGCCUCCCAAGUGCAUGCAUCGUAUCUUUCUCCAAGAGGGAGCUAGGCUGUGAGUGGGUGAGCCCGGUCCAGGUUGUUUCCAAGAAAUCAGGCAUCACGGCGGUUACAAAGGAUGAUGGUGAAGUGGUCACCAAGAGAGUGCAAAAUGCAUGGCGAGUGUGCAUCGACUAUAGAAGGUUGAAUGCCGCUACAAGGAAGGACCACUACCCUUUGUCCUUUAUCGAUUAG